Messenger RNA from Penicillium pulvis, 525 nucleotides. It is a transcript of the gene dprC, whose product is annotated as protein dprC. The record is from RefSeq and is a predicted model, not a curated record. The transcript has 2 exons. Lineage: Eukaryota; Fungi; Ascomycota; Eurotiomycetes; Eurotiales; Aspergillaceae. The coding region runs from base 1 to 525 and encodes 174 amino acids.
AUGUCGUCUCAAAGUAAACCAAUGCGCUCCGGCUCCUCUAUCGGUGCACCGGGUAUCCCGACCUCCAUGUCCGACCAACGCAGUCAGUACGAUCCCGCAACCACCGGGUAUAACAGCGCCACCGGCGCAGGGUACAAAACCGGAGCCGGCGGAUCCGACCAAGACUAUUAUCGUCCAGCCUCACCGACAGGGAGCUUUGAUGCACCGGCGGGCGACUCUAGGAUUAACCAUGCGCCUAGCACGGCGGAGCGAGUGAAGAUGGAGAAGGAAAUGGAGAAGGCGCAGAAACAACAUGGCUCUCAACCCCACUCUCACGGCGAGGGUCUUGGUAAGGGAAUUAGAGGUGUUGCAGCCGGAGUUCAUGGCGCUGGAGAGACACUACGUGGGGCGCUUAAUGCGACUGUCGAUCGGGCAUUUGGGUCCCAUGAAAGUGCGGAAUGGAAUGAGGAAAUUGAGCGUCGGGGAGAACAGGAGAUCUUAUCGAAAGAUUUUCAGAAAACGCCUCGCCGUGAUGGAUCAAAAUGA